ACGCGGCGGUGACGCGCGGCGGCGGGCGAUGACGCGCGCGGACGAUGGGGCAGGCGCUGUGCGUCUGUUCCCGCGGCACCGUCAGCCUGGGGGGUGCGCGGUACCUCCUGCUGCAGCGCCUGGCCGAGGGGGGCUUCAGCUACGUGGACCUGGUGGAGGGGCUGCGGGACGGGCGCUUCUACGCGCUGAAGCGCAUCCUGUGCCACGACAAGGAGGACCGGCAGGCCGCCCUGCGCGAAGUGGAGAUGCACAACCUCUUCCAACACCCCAACAUUCUGCGCCUGGAGGCCCACUGCCUGGUGGAGAAGGGUGCCAAGCACGAGGCCUGGCUGCUCCUGCCCUACGUGAAGGGGGGGACCCUGUGGAGCGAGGUGGAAGCGCUGCGGGAGAAAGGAAGCUUCAUGCCAGAGCAGCGCAUCCUUCUUAUCCUCCACGGCAUCUGCAGCGGGCUGCAGGCCAUUCACAGCAAGGGCUACGCACACAGGGACCUCAAGCCCACCAAUGUGCUGCUGGAUGAGGAUGACCAGCCUAUUCUGAUGGACCUGGGCUCCAUGAACCGGGCCCGCAUGGAAGUCACCAACUCUCGGGAGGCCAUGGCUGUGCAGGACUGGGCUGCCCAGCGCUGCACUAUCUCCUACCGUGCCCCUGAGCUCUUCACGGUGCCCAGCCAGUGCGUCAUUGAUGAGCGCACGGAUAUUUGGUCUCUAGGCUGUGUGCUAUACUGCAUGAUGUUCGGGGAGGGCCCCUACGAUGCCAUCUUUCAGAAGGGUGACAGCGUGGCCCUGGCGGUGCAGAACCCCAUCACCAUCCCCACAACUUCCAGGUACUCGGCUGCCUUGCACCGCUUGCUCUCCUCCAUGAUGACAGUGAACCCCCAGGAGCGGCCCAACAUCGAGGACAUCCUACAGCAGCUGGAGGGGCUGCAGGCUAUGCCAGCCGGCCAGGUCACCACGAGUAUCUGAGUGUGGCCCAUUGCUGGCCUAGGCUGUAUCGGGCUGCCCUGGGCCUGCUUCCCCCUAGGGCUGCUCCUGAGGGGAUUUCUGCACCCCGGGG
This is a messenger RNA of Phasianus colchicus (ring-necked pheasant), 1053 nucleotides long. It is a transcript of the gene STK16, whose product is annotated as serine/threonine kinase 16. NCBI's taxonomy places the organism in Eukaryota, Metazoa, Chordata, Aves, Galliformes, Phasianidae. Gene Ontology annotation, biological process: protein phosphorylation. Gene Ontology annotation, cellular component: Golgi apparatus; cytoplasm. Gene Ontology annotation, molecular function: protein serine/threonine kinase activity; ATP binding. The record is from RefSeq and is a predicted model, not a curated record.